This is a messenger RNA of Rhododendron vialii, 2396 nucleotides long. RefSeq names its product G-type lectin S-receptor-like serine/threonine-protein kinase LECRK2. The transcript has a single exon. The record is from RefSeq and is a predicted model, not a curated record. The coding region runs from base 24 to 2396 and encodes 790 amino acids. NCBI's taxonomy places the organism in Eukaryota, Viridiplantae, Streptophyta, Magnoliopsida, Ericales, Ericaceae. Gene Ontology annotation, molecular function: ATP binding; protein serine/threonine kinase activity. Gene Ontology annotation, biological process: protein phosphorylation; recognition of pollen.
UAAGCCAGCGAAACAGUUCCUUCAUGUUCAUGGCUUUUACCAUAAUUUUUCUCAUUUUCCUCACAUUUUCCACAAUAGAAGCUCAACAAAGAUCCACAAAUAUAAACCUAAGCUCUUCUCUAACACCUACCGGAACCAACUCGUCUUUGUGGCUCUCACGUUCCGGUCUCUACGCCUUCGGUUUCUACCCGCAAGGCAGCAGUUACGCUGUCGGGGUUUUUGCUGCCGGCAUUCCGGAAAAGACAGUGGUCUGGACUGCCAACCGAGACGAUCCACCAGUCCCGAGCAAUGCCACCCUGGGAUUUAGUGGUAGAAGGUUCGUUCUCAACAUUCCACCGAACCAAAACACAAACAUAGCUAAUGUUUCCGAGUCGAUUUCCGCGGCAUCCAUGCUGGACUCGGGCAAUCUCGUGCUUUACAACUCCGUUGGAGAGAUAAUCUGGCAGAGCUUUGAUUACCCAACGGACACCAUUCUCCCAGGCCAACCUCUCAUGAAUGGGAAUAAGUUGAUUUCCAGGGUCUCAAAAGGCGACCACUCAACUGGGAUUUUCCGUCUCGAGAUGCAAGGUGAUGGGCACCUCGUCUCAUACCCGUUAGAAUAUUACGGGGUCCAGUAUGCUUAUUGGGGAUCUGAGACGUGGGGAACCGGCAAUAACAUCACACUAAAUCUGGAUGACAAAGGCCUUCUCUAUCUGUUGAACGAAACAGGUACCAACAUUAUAAAGAAUUUGAGCACAGCAGAAUCCUCGAAUGAUGGAAAAAUCUAUCGCAUGACAUUCGAUGCAGAUGGAAUCUUUCGAGUCUAUUCGCUCAAAAUGGAUCCAAAAGGCAACUGGUCGGUUAUCUGGUCUUCGUCAACGGAUAAGUGCGAUCCCAAAGGCCUGUGCGGCCUAAACGGAUAUUGCGUUCUAAACUUUACCGAGGCUGAUUGCAGUUGCCUCCCGGGAUUCGAUUCUGUAAAUCCCGAGAUUUGGAGUCUCGGGUGCAAGAGGAUUCUCCCAGGAGUGAGUUGCGACACCAAUGGCAGCAGUGCUAAGUUUGCUAUGGAAAAAAUUGAAAGCAUUAUAUUGGAAGACCUAAAUUAUAAGGAGACCGAAUCAACCAACAAAGAAGAAUGUGAACAAUCAUGUUUGGAGGACUGUAAUUGCGAAGUCGUGUUAUACAGUGCGGAAAACAAAUGCAAACAACUAAGGCUUCCUUUGACAUAUGGAAGAAUAUUGCCAAGUUCUUCGCAAGUUGCCUUCAUCAAAAAGAUGUCGGGAAAAGAACAUCCGCCUUCCCCUCCAGAGAGAACUAAGAAAGAGCUGACUCCAGAGGGUACAAAGAAAGAGCUGCGAUUAGAUACUGUCCUAAUCAUUGGAGCUUCACUUGUUACUUUUGCAAUCAUGGCGCUAACAUUUUCGGGAUUUCUUAUUUAUAGAAAUAGAGUUAUGGUAUAUAAAAAGAUUUCGGAGAGAGGGCAUAUUGAAUUCGCCGGGGAUAUAGUUCUGCGAACCUUUACGUUUGCAGAACUAGAGGAAGUAACAAACAGGUUUCGAGAGGAAUUGGGAAGAGGAGCGUCCGGAACUGUUUACAAGGGCAUGCUACCUUACAACCAAAAGGUUGUAGCGGUGAAGAAGCUCGAGAAGGCGUUGGCAGAGGGGGAAAGAGAAUUCCAGAGGGAGAUUAAAGUAAUUGGGCGAACUCAUCAUCGAAACCUAGUGCAACUCAUCGGGUAUUGCUUUGAUGGACCGAACAGGCUUUUGAUUUACGAAUACAUGUGCAACGGAUCACUUGCAGAUUUUCUCUUCACGCAUGAAAGGCCCCAGCCGAAUUUGGACGAAAAAGUCAAAAUUGCUCGCAACAUUGCACGCGGUAUUCAUUACCUGCACGAUGAGUGCGAGACCCAAAUCAUCCAUUGUGAUAUAAAGCCUCAAAACAUACUCAUGGACGAGCACUGCUGCGCCAAGAUCAGCGACUUUGGAUUGGCAAAGCUUUCAAAGGCAGCGGACCAAACCAAAACCUACACGGGGAUAAGGGGAACGAAGGGUUACGUGGCGCCCGAGUGGCAUCGGAAGCUACCGAUUACCGUGAAAGCGGAUGUCUAUAGUUUCGGGAUCGUGUUGUUGGAGAUCAUAUGCGGUCGAAAGUGUUUGGACUGGAGCCGUAGCGAAGACGAAGCUGUGCUUGAGAACUGGGUAUACGAUUGUUAUGAGGCGGGAGAAUUGGGGAAAUUGGUGGGGGAGGAAGAAGAGGUGGACAUGAGGAAAUUUGAGAGGACGGUGAAAGUGGGACUUUGGUGCAUUCAAGAUGAGCCAUCGCUUCGUCCUUCGAUGAAGGAAGUUUUGUUGAUGAUCGAAGGAACUAUUGACACCCCAACACCUCCUAGUCCUACUUCCUUUCUAAGUGCCGUAUGA